This is a messenger RNA of Phodopus roborovskii (desert hamster), 1510 nucleotides long. RefSeq names its product cytochrome P450 2W1. Gene Ontology annotation, molecular function: heme binding; oxidoreductase activity, acting on paired donors, with incorporation or reduction of molecular oxygen, reduced flavin or flavoprotein as one donor, and incorporation of one atom of oxygen; iron ion binding. The transcript is spliced from 9 exons. The record is from RefSeq and is a predicted model, not a curated record. NCBI's taxonomy places the organism in Eukaryota, Metazoa, Chordata, Mammalia, Rodentia, Cricetidae. Gene Ontology annotation, cellular component: intracellular membrane-bounded organelle; cytoplasm. Bases 14 to 1495 code for a protein of 493 amino acids. Gene Ontology annotation, biological process: xenobiotic metabolic process.
UCCAGCUGUUCACAUGGCUCUGCUGCUCCUGGGUGUCUGGGGAAUCUUGCUGCUUCUGGGGCUGUGGGGGCUGCUCCGGGGCUAUGCCCAGCCCCCCUCCCUGGCCCUUCGGUGGCCUCCUGGGCCUCGCCCUCUGCCAUUUCUGGGGAACCUGCAUUUGCUGGGUGUGACCCAACAGGACCGGGCACUGAUGGAGCUCUCAGAACGCUACGGGCCAGUGUUCACAAUCCACCUGGGAUCUCAGAAGACUGUGGUGCUGUCAGGCUACGAGGUGGUGAGGGAGGCCUUAGUUGGGACCAGGCAUGAGCUGGCCGACCGGCCUCCAAUCCCCAUCUUCCAGCUCAUCCAGCGAGGUGGGGGCAUCUUCUUUUCCUCUGGAGCUCACUGGAGGGUGGCUCGCCAAUUCACAGUGCGCACACUGCACAGCCUGGGUGUGGGACAGCCACCCAUGGUGGGCAAGGUGCUCCAGGAGCUGGACUGUCUUAAGAGGCAGCUGGACAGCUAUGGAGGCCAGCCCUUUCCCCUGGCCCUGCUGGGCUGGGCACCCUGCAACAUCACCUUCAUGCUCCUCUUCGGCCAGCGCUUUGACUACCAGGACCCCGUGUUUGUGUCCCUGCUGAGUCUCAUUGACCAGGUUAUGGUCCUGUUGGGGUCACCUGGCAUACAGCUGUUUAACACCUUCCCUCGGCUGGGGGCUCUGCUGCGGCUGCACAGGCCUGUCUUGAGCAAGAUCGAGGAAGUGCGUGCCAUCCUGAGAACCCUCCUGGAGGCACAGAGACCACCCUCACCAAGUGGCGGCCCCACGCGGAGUUACAUGGAAGCUCUGCUUCAACAGGGCCAGGAGGAUGACCCUGAGGGCAUGUUUGGUGAGGCCAAUGUCCUGGCCUGCACACUGGACAUGGUCAUGGCUGGAACAGAGACCACGGCAGCCACGUUGCAGUGGGCAAUCUUCCUGAUGGUUAAGCACCCACACGUGCAGGGACGCGUACAGGAGGAGCUGGACCGAAUACUGGGCCCCAGGCAGCUACCCCAGCCAGAGCACCAGCAAGCACUGCCUUACACCAGUGCGGUGCUGCAUGAGACACAGCGGUACAUCACACUCCUGCCCCAUGUGCCCCGCUGCACAGCUGCCGACAUACAGCUGGGUGGCUACCAUCUUCCUAAGGGCACCCCUGUGAUCCCUCUGCUGACCUCGGUGCUCCUGGACAAGACGCAAUGGGAGACCCCAAGCCAGUUCAACCCACACCACUUCCUGGAUGCCGAUGGGCAUUUCGUGAAGCGGGAUGCCUUCCUGCCUUUCUCCACUGGCCGCCGGGUCUGCGUUGGAAAGAGCUUAGCCAGGACAGAGCUCUUCCUGCUGUUUGCUGGCCUCCUCCAGCGGUACCAUCUGCUGCCCCCACCCGGCCUCAGCCCGGAAGACCUGGAUCUACGGCCUGCCCCAGCCUUCACCAUGAGGCCACCUGCCCAGACCUUGUGUGCGGUGCCGAGAUCCUAGGGUGCUCACACACUG